UGUGAUAGCUGCAUCGCUGAUGACAGAAGAAUUGGUCAUGGAUAAAGACGUUUUAGAAACAUUUCAUCCAGUUGAUGAAACAGGAGAGCCCAUACAUGAUGUUAAAAUAAGUAUUACAGAGACACUGCCUUCAACCUCAGCACUAUUUUCAGGUAUUACGGAGCCACUGCCUUCAACCUCUCAUUUGCCUUCAACCUCAGCACAAUCAGAAAGUGGUGUUUCGUCUAAUCAUGAAUCAAGAUCCACAUUCCUUAAUCGGUCAGCUACAUCAUCACUAUCUUCAAUGGAACACUUAAUUUUUAAACCCAUAGUUCCCCAUGAAACUUCCCGUCCUUCAACGCCUAUUGUAACUCCAGGCAGAACUUCACCAAAAUUGCGCAAUACAUCACGGGAUGUAUCUCCAAUACCUCGGUCUUCUACACCCACAGAGGAAGCACAUUCUUCACCCAAAAAAUUGAAGUUAGACGAUGCAUACAUCAAGUGUAGGGAAAGACAAGAGGAACUGCAUCAUCUUAGAAUGGAAAAUGAAAAGGAGCAACACAUAAUGGCCAAAAAAGAGCAUGAACUAAAGGUGAAAUUAAUUAACAAUAUGAAUGAAUUUGUGGAUGAAAUGCACUCAUCAACAAUGACUGUGUUUGCUAACUUAAAUGCUUUCCUUGACAGUGCAAAAUCUGCCUAUGAAGCAAUGCGCAACUCAUAUGAAUAAAGUAGGUAUUGGUUGUUGGUUGGUUUAUGGAAUUUAGCCUUAUUGCUAGGGUUACAGUAGGUGUUAUUUCCAUAGAUCAAGUUGUUUUUGCUUUUAGGAGAGAAAAAUGACUCCACUGAUAGGUGUGUUUGUUAAAUGAAGGUUUCAUCAUAUGGUCAGCAAUUAACUUAAUCAUUUCUGUAAUGCUGAAUGGCCAUAGUUGCCCCAUUGAUUGGCAUUAUGCCUAAAUUCCAUAAACCAAACCAACCCCAUUUCAUAUUUUUCUUUGCUGUGAUGUAGUGUUAUUAUAUAUUUUAUUUUAUACCUAUGGUAUAUGAAGGUGCUCUCAUGAAUCAGGUGUUCCUAUUUGUAAGUUACUUAAUUGAUACCAAACAGUACAAUGUAUACUUCCAAAUAUUCAUUUUUUAGUUUGUAUGCUAUGUCCAUUUGCAUUGUGAUAUUAGGUAUUAUAUAAUAGUGCUUUAAUGAAUCUGAUGUUAAGUGAAAUUAGGUAUUGAGUAUCAUAUAUGUCCAUUUGCAUCUUGAUAUUAAGUAUUAUAUUAUUUUGAUGAAUCUGAUGUUCAGUGAAAUUAGGUAUCGAGUAUCAUACAUUACAAGGUUUACUUCGAAAUUAUAUUUUCAAAAUUGGUAGCCUAUGCUGUGAUAGGGAUAAUAUGUACUAACAGGAUAAUUUAUCAAUUAAUUAGUUUAGAAAUUAUUAGGGCUAGUAUAAUAUUUUAUUGUCAAUCUUAUUACUUUUGCCAUAUUUUUAUGAUAUACUUACUUAAAGAUUGCCCUCGCCUUCUGCAGGACUGGCUCUUGCGUUGGCAGCACGUUAUGAUAUAAACCAAUGUUUCUGAAUAAUGUAUAUUAGACAUCAUAAGUAAAGGUCUAAAUAAUGCUGUUAUGAUUUGACCUGAACCACAGGUCCAGAUAGCUAUGAUUCAACCUGAAUCACAAGUUUUAUUCAAAUUUAUUUUAUCACCAUUUUCAUCUUGCAAGUACAAGUCUUGUCUUUCUCAGGGUGUCAGAUUGACAACUAUGGUAAGAGUUCCUGAAUAAAUCUUUUCUUAUGUUAAAAAAUAGUAUUUAUCCUUU
Molecule: messenger RNA, 1783 nt
Organism: Macrobrachium nipponense
Lineage: Eukaryota; Metazoa; Arthropoda; Malacostraca; Decapoda; Palaemonidae
Exons: 2
Coding region: 20-706 (228 amino acids)
Source: RefSeq, a predicted model, not a curated record